This is a messenger RNA of Wasmannia auropunctata (little fire ant), 4573 nucleotides long. RefSeq names its product homeotic protein proboscipedia. Gene Ontology annotation, molecular function: DNA binding; DNA-binding transcription factor activity, RNA polymerase II-specific. The record is from RefSeq and is a predicted model, not a curated record. Gene Ontology annotation, biological process: regulation of DNA-templated transcription. Lineage: Eukaryota; Metazoa; Arthropoda; Insecta; Hymenoptera; Formicidae. The coding region runs from base 1 to 2568 and encodes 855 amino acids. The transcript has 3 exons.
AUGCGUAGUAAGCAACAAACAUUGGUACAUCCCGAAGAAGAUCCGCGCCAAUCGCAUUUGUCCAGCUCUCGCAAUCUGCAGCUCAACAAUCAUCUUCAGAAUUUGGUCCACGCGAGUAAAGAGCUAUCGACCGUGAAGACGAGGCCGACGACACCCGUCCUGGCGAACGACGGAGGGGGCGGCUUCUGGCUGGCCACGGUGGCCGCGGGGGCAAGUACCCCAGCCGGGCUGCCCCCGCACGGAACUCAUCAUCCAGCCAUGGAUCCAACAUGCGGAUCCGCCGAAACCGGCUUCAUCAACAGUCAGCCUUCCAUGGCCGAAUUCAUGACGGCAUUGCCGCAAUUAGCUGGGGAUAGUAGCCUGCAACACUCGCCGGGGACCGGCGGUUCCAUCAGUCCUGGUGCUCAUCAUCCCGCGUAUCAUACUAUGAUGGAUCCUCAUGGUGUCGCUGACCCCUCGGGUGUCAACGUUCCUGAAUAUCCUUGGAUGAAAGAAAAGAAAACUACUAGAAAAAGUAAUCAGCAAGAGAACGGUCUACCAAGAAGAUUACGAACAGCUUACACAAAUACGCAACUUCUCGAGCUAGAAAAAGAAUUUCAUUUUAACAAAUAUCUUUGUCGACCGCGAAGGAUAGAGAUCGCAGCUUCAUUGGAUCUCACGGAAAGACAGGUAAAAGUUUGGUUUCAAAAUCGACGAAUGAAACACAAGCGGCAAACGCUUAGCAAAGAAGACGGAGACGAGAAAGAUGGUUCCACUUCGGACGGCAUGGAAAAGCCUAAGAGUGACAAAAUGUUAUCAGUUGAUAACGAUGAGAAGAAAAGUUGUCAUAACUGUGAUAUUUCGGGCGUGGGCGAUGUCGGAAGCACCCUUACUGGCGACGUUACCGAUUUAGGUUCUUCCGGUCGAAGGAACAGUAACAACAAUAACACACCUGGCGCGACUAAUAAUAACAAUAACAACAACAACAGUAACCCAGGCUUUAACACAAAUAGCAAUGGUGCCAGCAGCGUUGGCAGUACCAACAGUGUAUCCAGUUCGUUCGAGAAGAUGAUAGUGGACGAUGAUUCGAGGUCGCAAGAUGGAAGUGAAGUGACGUCGCCGAGCGUGACGAAAAAAUUGUCGGGCGAAGUGAGAGUGAAGGUUGAGAGCGGCCACAAAAGUCCGAAUACAGCGAAGCAACAACAGAUUUCAGUGAGCAAGAAAUCGCCAUCGACCAGCACGAAGGACAUGUGUUCGGUGAACAGCAACGGUGUGCUAUUAGCCAUGCCGGACUCGACGGUCAGCACGCCGGUUCUACCGGGCCAGAAUUCUACGAGGAGUCUAACGCCAUCCUCGACACCCGGUACUCCCGUUUCCGUCCAGCUUCAGCAGGGCAGCCCUCUCGGUAUCCAGCAAGCGACUCACACAGCCUACAUGCAGAGACCGCGAAGCUCACCGUCCUCCACGACCUCCUUACCAGGCCCGAUGUUGCAUGCUUCUACAAAUCCGGGAACAAUGUCGCCUCACGGUAGCCGAAACAUCUCGAACAGUCAGCAAGCACACUUCCAACAGCAGAGCGUGUAUCAGCCCACGCCGACCAUUGAUUAUCGAAACGGCGUACCCGCUAACAGGCAGAGUAUACCUACGGCAUCGCAACAGACCCAGUCGCAGAACAGCUACUGUAGAGACUCGUAUCAACAACCAAGAAGCAUCUCUUAUCCAAAUGAGAUGAAUCCUCUGUACGUUAGACAGAAUCAGACGGUGGGCUCGAGAGUGGCACAUCACGUGAGAGCAACGGGCACGACAUCGAGAUCGAUGUACGGUGCCAAUAUGCAGUUCCAUCAGCAACAGUUGCAAUACGGUAGCACUGGAGAGUAUAACGGAUAUCCUCAAGUCGGACCACCUUAUCACGCUUAUCACAGAGGUAUGCAAGGCACCAACGCGUACAAUUCCGGCCAGGGAUACUCAGCGACGCAGAACGAGCAGAGCACCGAUGGCUACAUGACGUCUGGAAAUUAUGGCUACUCGACCGGCGGCAAUUAUCAUGGGACUGGCGAGAAUCUGGCGACACACGGGCACGCCGCUGUAUCCGCGCAAACCGGGCAGCAUUAUUUCAACGACAUCCAGCAGCAGCAGCAACACCCGCAACAACAUACCGCCGAGGGCUAUGUCACUCAUCAGCCGCCAAUGCAUCCAAGUUCCGGCGACUACCGGCCAGGGAACAAGUGUCACCCGAGUGCGUAUUACGAGCAGACCGCCAGUCAGCUGCACGUUCAUCAGGGCGGCGAGGCCUCCAGCAUCCCAAACAGUUACGUAUCGUCGCCCGAUCCGUUUCCGGCGCCUGGCAUGACGACAACCGCGACGGCGAUCGCAGCUGCCACCGCGGCGGUUAUUACGCCACCCGGAAGCGCCGGCCAGGCUGACGGUAACAGCGAGUCCUAUGGCAAUUAUGGGAAUUUCUACGGUGAGCCGGUGCACACCGCCGCGGCGCCGCCGCCAUCCGCCGACAACAGCAACAGCUCGUCCGAUUUCAACUUCCUCAGCAACCUGGCGAACGACUUCGCGCCCGAAUAUUACCAGCUCAGCUGAGUCCACGAGACCGAGAAUCCUUGCCAGCUGGACUGGGGUGAUGAGCAAUGCCUACUCAACGCUUUAUAUUGAAGUUAACGUUGUGCUCACCGCGUAAGAAUCUAUACGUGAUUUGUAUAUAAUUUCAAUAUUCGUGAUUUAACUUUGCGUGUAAAUGGAAAUCGUGUAAAGACAAAAUGGACUCGGAUUUAAAAAAAAUACGGUGCGUGUGUCUAUAUAAAUCUACGCCAUUUCGACCUAAGUAGUCGAAUAUCCUCUAGUUUGAAGUGACUCCUUCCGCGAGUUGUGUCGAAAUUAUUUUCAAGACUGGCUACAUUAAUCAAGGACGAGGACUGAUUUAUAGAACGGUUGUACAUAAUAAAAUCUGAAAUGUUUAAAUUGACUGCAACAACUGCAAGAAUAUCUGAAGUAAUCCGGAUCACCAGAGAAAUUGUCGACUGUUCUAGAAUGCAACUAUAGCCGAUCAAUCGAUAUUGUUACGCGUCCGAGUAAUAUCAAUUUUAAUAUUUCCUUGCCACGGAUGUAAUUCUAUCAAUUUACAUUCCAAACAUUGAAGGAUGUUUCGGAGAUAUAUAACAGUGACAACGAGUGCAAUGGUUGUGUUAAUUUUAAAUUGGGACGAUAUUAACAAAGAGUUCUAUUCACAGAAUUUUUUUGUAAAUUGUACUGCAAAGUGACAUUUAUACCGCUACUCUUUGCGAAACGCGCUUAAUUGCAGAAGAUGAAAAGUGAUCUGUAAGUAAUAUUAGACUGAUAAACACGAGCUGUGGUUUACAAAUGUGCAUGAAGAACAUUGUAAAUAUGUCAGAGAUUUACGAAAAUUCGAUGGAUUUUCAAUUCGACGCGACGGUUCGAUUCUCGUGAAGGGAGAAACACGAGGUGUAAGUGCAAUCUUCUUGGCGCAAACGGUCUCUAUGUUAGUGCAUCGUUAAGGUGUUUGACAACUAGAUUGUAUAUAUUUACCGAAACCAUGUUCCUUUCGUUUUCGAUGUAACUUCAGUCACUGGCACAAAGUAUGCUUGGUUGAAGCAUUUAGCCUUUAUAUUUGAUAAUCUUGAACAGGGGAAUUGUGUUUUCAAAUUACAUAAAUUUAAUUUCCACGUGAUGGCCAACGAGAUAACAAAAUCGUAUUUGAUUUAAAACAAUAAAACGAAGCCUGAGACUGUAGGUGCAUGUGAGCAAUAAUUAACAAUGAAACUAUGUACAUAUAUAUCAUACGAAGAAUAGAUUAAUGGAACACAAAUGAAAAUAAGAAAAUCGCAUUUAUACACAGUCAUGAUUACUAUAUCGAAUAUACAACUUCUGAAAAGUGAAAUAGGUACAAUCCGUUAGUUUUAAUUAAACACAGGAAAUAGAUGUCUAUCUCUCUCUCUCUCUCUCUCUUAUAAAAAGAAAUCAAUGUCCUCCAAUUGAAUAUGGAGAAUAGUUAAAAAUCAGUUAUUUGGCCACUAUUGCGGAAAAAAACAAAUGCACUUGUAAAAAUGUUGCGCUAUUCGUUUUGUGAAAAAAUGAGACAAGCUUUAAAAUUAAUUCGAAUCAAUAUGUUAUUCUGUAUUCGUGGAUAAUGUCACUUAAUAAUGAACGAAUAUCGUUGAGCAAUAUUUCGAUAAUCCACACUUUCCGAUCGCGGGCGAUAUAUUUAUUGCAAUACUCACUAAAUAUAUUGGUUGCAUUAUCAUUUUUUCACAAACCGCGUUUUUCUUUCGAAGCUCUACUAGCGCUACUUUAAGUGAACCAAAUAAAUUAUUGUCUCACAGUAGGUAAUAUAAAGGUAAAACGUAGAUAGGGACAUAAUUAUAAUUUUCACCUCGAGACAACAUAUUUAAUACGCAGCUCUUUUUGUAUAAAACACUAGAUGCCGUCGUUGUUCAUAUAAAGACUUUCAUGUACAUAUGCGCGUACGAUAACCGUAUAUAUUGUUUAUUCCUUCUGAUUACAUAAUUGUGUUGCAAGUGAGCCCUCGACACGGUAAACGAAGUUAUCACACGUGUACAUUCACUCACCG